UACAGGCCUGACUGAGCAGAGGUAUAUGACGUUCCUGCAUUAUCGGGUGACGUCGCUUGUUCUGCUGUGGUUUUGGCGUGCACUGUUCAUCGGAGGCUACGCGAGUCCAUUGUGGUGAUUUGAUUUAUGUUAAUCUGCUCACUCAUCAUGAAGAGCUCAAAGGAAGCCGUACAAACCGCAGCCAAGGAGUUCCUGCAAUUCGUCAACCGAGGAGUGUCACCCUAUCACGUGGUGGAGGAGUGUAAGUCUCGUCUGCUGAAGGCAGGCUUCACCGAGCUGAAGGAGGCGGAGCAUUGGGACAUCCAGCCGUCCAACAAAUACUUCGUGACCCGGAACUACUCCUCCGUCAUUGCGUUUGCGGUGGGUGGCCUCUACAAGCCUGGCAACGGCUUCUCCAUGGUGGGAGCCCACACAGACAGCCCCUGCCUGAGGGUGAAGCCUCGCUCUAAGAAGACUCGGAUGGGCUGUCUGCAGGUUGGGGUGGAGUGCUACGGGGGGGGAAUCUGGAACACCUGGUUCGACCGUGACCUCACCAUCGCCGGCCGCGUCAUGGUCAAGAGUGGCGGCAAGCUGACUCAUCACCUUGUGCAUGUGCCCCGCCCCCUGCUGAGGAUCCCACACCUGGCCAUUCACCUGCAGAGGGACAUCAACGACUCCUUCGGUCCCAACAAGGAGAACCACCUAGUGCCUCUCCUGGCCACAGCCAUUCAGGAGGAGCUGGAGACCGGAUGCUGCUCCACUGGCGAUGCCUGCAAUGCCGUUACCACAGCGGAGAAGCACCACCCUGCUCUGAUCCGUAUGCUGUGUGGGGAGUUGGGGGUGGAACCGGACGCUGUUCUGGACUUUGAGCUCUGUCUUGCCGACACACAGCCUGGGGCCAUCGGAGGUGUUUAUGAGGAGUUCAUCUUCUCACCUCGGCUGGACAACCUGCACAGCUGCUACUGUGCUCUGACGGCUCUGAUUGAGACCGGCACACCUGAGUCUCUGGCCAAAGACCCCAACAUCCGUAUGGUGGCCCUUUAUGAUAAUGAGGAGGUGGGGUCAGAGAGCGCUCAGGGGGCGCAGUCCAACCUGACGGAGCUGAUCCUGAGACGGCUGGCCGACACGUCCGGGAAUCUGACGGCCUUCCAGCAGGCCGCCGCCCUCUCCUACAUGAUCAGCGCCGACAUGGCCCACGCCAUGCACCCCAACUACCAAGAGAAACACGAUGAGAACCAUAGACCUGCUUUCCACAAGGGCCCGGUGAUUAAGUUCAACAGUAACCAGCGCUACGCCACCACUGCCGUCACCGCCUCCAUCCUCAGGGAGAUCGCUGGGAAGGUCGGAGUGCCUCUGCAGGAUGUGAUGGUGAGGAAUGACAGUCCUUGCGGAACCACUAUCGGCCCGAUCCUCUCAUCCCGGCUGGGCAUCCCGGUCCUGGACCUUGGAGCACCACAGCUGGCCAUGCACUCCAUCAGGGAGAUGUGCUGCACGACCGGAGUGCUGCAGACCACCACCCUCCUCAAGGCGUUCUUUGAGUUGUACCCAUCCGUGAGGAGCCAGGUGUUUGUGGACUAGAGGCGUCCUGGGAGGAGUCUUGGAGCCGCUGGACAGACAGACGGACGAACCAAUCAGACAGUGGGACAGACCGACAGACACAGACGGACGUCUACAGAGAAUCUAUUCUGUCUCUGGUCUUAAAGAACACAUAUCAGCUCUUUAAAGUGGGCAGACUGCUGUGUGUUUUCUAAAGCACUUUUUAACCCAUGUACUCUUCUCCAGACAGGCAUAUUAAACUGCGUCUUUACAA
Alosa alosa (allis shad) is the source of this 1789-nucleotide messenger RNA. RefSeq names its product aspartyl aminopeptidase (gene dnpep). Gene Ontology annotation, molecular function: aminopeptidase activity; zinc ion binding. Bases 127 to 1557 code for a protein of 476 amino acids. Lineage: Eukaryota; Metazoa; Chordata; Actinopteri; Clupeiformes; Clupeidae. Gene Ontology annotation, biological process: proteolysis. The record is from RefSeq and is a predicted model, not a curated record. The transcript is spliced from 15 exons.